Molecule: messenger RNA, 857 nt
Organism: Salvia miltiorrhiza (redroot sage)
Lineage: Eukaryota; Viridiplantae; Streptophyta; Magnoliopsida; Lamiales; Lamiaceae
Exons: 2
Coding region: 17-799 (260 amino acids)
Molecular function (GO): nucleic acid binding
Source: RefSeq, a predicted model, not a curated record
GUUCAUCCAAAAGGUGAUGUUUUCGUGCGCAGUGUGCAGGCCAUUGUUUGCUCAAGAUGGUAGUGUGUUGUUUGAUGGGAAGAUAGGCAUCUUCCCAUAUACAGAGAUGGUGGCAGCCAAGAGAUCAAGUAAAAACAGAGUGGCAGGAACUCUAGAGCAAAAGUCAAUAGAGAGCAUCACAAAGGAUGUUGUUAGAGAGGGGUUCAUCAAGCAGCUUGUACCUGCCAUCAAGGCCAAGUGGCCCUCCUUUUACAGCAAGGAUAUCUUUAUACAACAAGAUAAUGCAAGACCACACAUUAGAAAUGAUGACUUAGAGUUUAGAGAGGUUGCAUCAAGUGAUGGUUUCAAUAUCAACAUAAUUCAUCAACCUCCAAACUCACCCGACACCAAUAUCAAUGACCUUGGUUGGUUUAGGGCAAUUCAAAGCCUACAACAGGAGACUGCAUGCUUCAAUGUGGAUGAUUUAGUAAAAGCAGUGGUAUCUUCUUUUGAAGAACUAGACCCUAUGACUUUGAAUUGUGUUUUUUUAAGCUUACAAGGUUGUAUGCUAGAGACUUUGAAGGUGAAGGGGCAGAAUUGCUACAAAUUACCCCAUAUGAAGAAAGGCUCGUUGAUUAGACAAGAUAGGCUGCCACUAUGUUUGGAUGUUCCACAACAACUUGUGAGUGAAAGCAUAGCACAUUUGGAAGAAAAAGGUGAAGUUGAAGGCAUUGAAGAACUUAAACAGAGAUUGGGAAUUCAUGAAGCAACAUUAGAUGGCAUUGAAUCACAGUUCAAUGCCCUAAUGUUACUUGACUAAUGACAAGGUACUCAAGUCUCUUUUUUUGUGGUUUUGUAAAUGUGUACAGCAACCUAUA